CUUUCGAAGGUGGAAGAUGGCGGUCGAAGACUGCCAGGGUUUGAAGAUUAGGAUUUCCAGCUGCUGUCGUUUCGCGGGAAUUUUGCUUCUUGUGGUGGGUUUGAUGACAGAUGUCGGCUUGACUACCACACAUUGGAUAGUGACAGAGGAUGGCAAGAUACAGCAGCAGGUUGAUUCUUCAUUAAAUUUAAAACAUCCUCAUGACCUUGUGAUUUUUAUGAGACAAGAGGCAAGAGUGAGCUACCUGAAAGAGCUUGAGAAACAGCUGGUUGCACAGAAAAUCCACAUUGAGGAAAAUGAAGACAGAGACACAGGCCUAGAACAAAGACAUUAUAAAGAAGAUUUGGACUGUGUCAAAGCAAAAGUUCCUCUGGGAGAUCUUGAUCUUUAUGAUGGUACUUUCAUCUCUUUGGAGAGUAAAGGCAUUAGUCCAGAAGACUAUUUAGAUUCCAGAAUGCCUCUUUCUCCUUACCUAGCGGUGCCUGACUGCACAACAGCACUAGAGCUUCCAUACAGCAUUCAUGCUUUUCACCAUCUACGGGGUGUUCAGGAGAGGGUGAACUUGACUGCUCCUCUCUUAUCUAAAGAAGAUUCUAUUUUUAAUUCCAUAUCUUUGAAGCAUUGGAGUUUUGAAGAAGUGGGACAUCGAAUUCAUGAGGCCAUGAAAAAAAAUUCCUCCUCAUGGGUGUUGUAUAACAUGGCUGCUUUUUAUUGGCGAAUGAAAAAUGAACCGCGCCACGUAGUGGAAUGUGCACUGCGUGCACUUCACUUUUCGCCCAGGCAACACAAAGAUGUGGCCCUAAUCAACAUGGCCAAUGUGUUGCAUCGAGCCCAUUUCUCUGCUGAUGCAGCUAUUUUGGUCCAUGCAGCUUUGGACAUCACUGCAGAUUUCUUGACUAGCCAUUACACUCUGGGUAACAUCUAUGCGAUGCUGGGGGAAUACAACCACUCUGUUCUUUGCUAUGACCAUGCUCUUCAAGCCAGGCCUGGGUUUGAGCAGGCCAUGAAACGGAAACAUGCUGUCCUCUGCCAGCAGAAACUAGAGCAAAAAUUAGAAGCACAACAUAGAUCACUACAGCGUACGCUGAAUGAACUUAAGGAGUAUCAGAAACAGCAUGACCACUACUUACGUCAGCAAGAGACUCUGGAAAAGCACAAACUGUUACAGGAAGAGCAGAUUCUUCGCAACAUUAUCCAUGAGACACAAAUGGCUAAAGAGGCUCAGCUUGGAAAUCAUCAGGUUUGCCGUUUGGGAAAGCAGCAACAAAGCCUUCAUUGUUCCUUUGACCUUCCUGUGCGUUACCACAGAGGAGACAUCUUUGAGAAUGUUGAAUAUAUUCAGUUUGGUGAUGACUUUCCUGUGGCUAGCACCACAUCCCUCAACUCUGAACAGAGUAUCAAUCAAAGUGAACACAGAGAGCUAUUCCCAACACUUUCUGCGCACUUUCAGUAUGGAAGCAUUUGGGGAGAAGAUGUCACAACAUUUAGGGAACACAAUGAAGCUCUCUGGCCUAGAAGAUCAGAUUGCUCCCAGGACUUCCCUAGUAUCCCCAAAGUAGAAACACUUCCCACAUAUUUCCUCCCACCAGAAAACCGUGGCUUUUGGUUUAAAGAUUUUCUUUUUCGUGGGAGGUCUCCUGAUGCUCAGCCUUCCCCUCCAGACUGUGAUGUGGUGACAGAGCCAGGAAGAAGUGGUCUGGAGUCUUUUCUUGGGAAAGGGCUCGAGGGAAUGGGAGUUCCAGAUGUGCAUGCCAAGAAGAUUCUGUUUUCCCGAGUUGACAGUCCUGUCCUUACUGAGGAACAGAUUGGAGAAAUUAUUAAUCAAGGAUUUAAGUCUAGUGCUCCAAAGUGGCUAGUUCUGAACGAGGCAGCAUUGUAUUGGAGAGCCAGUGGUAAUGCAAGUUCUGCCCUCUCCUGUCUACGAAGAGCUCUUAACUCUGCACCACAGGAGCAUCUGGAUAUCCCUUUAGUUAAUGCAGCCAAUCUUCUUAUUUACUAUGGGCAGUACCAGGAGGCACAGCAGUUACUGGAGAGAGCACUGGCCAUCAAUCAGACUGAGCCGCUGACCCUUCUAAGUUUAGGCCAAGUGUACCUGGCUCGAGGGAAUGUCCAUGGAGCAGUGUCUAUAUUCCGACAAGCUCUAUCCCUUACCACCCAUUGCCCACAAUGCCUAAAUAAUUUGAAGCUGAUCCGCUGUUUACAGUUUUAUCCUUUAUUAUACAAUCUGACCACCACAACAUGUAGCCAAGACCGACCAUGUUAUAGUAAUAUGGAGAAUCUACACUCCUUGGAAGCCGAACCAUUAAGCAAGAUUUCCACAGAUGUUAAAGAACUUGCAUCUUCUGCAGAAUCCAACUCUAUUGGACAGUCUUUGCAGUUAGAGACGGUUGUAGUUGUUGACAGCAACGGCUCAGGUGGAGCCCAACACCAUGUCCAAGAAGUAAUGACUGAUGAAGAUGAUAUGGAUGGCAGAGAUGACGAUGAAGAGGAAUGGCAGCUCAAAGAGGACCUAAUUGGAGCAUUUGAAGGGGCUCUUGAUGUAAAGGGAAGACAUGUGGAUUUGCAGGGAAUUCGUGUCCUGAAGAACAGGGGGCAAACUGGAAAGACUGGGCCCUGUUUCGGCAACUGUGAAGAUGAUGAUGGGGCAGAAUGGAUUACAUUCCAGGUGAAGCGAGUAAAAAAGCCAAAGACGGAUGUUCCUGACCUGCAACAGGAGCGAAUUGAGGAGGAUGUUUAUUCAGAAGACAGCCCUGCUUUACAUUCAGCACUCGAGAUUAGUGGACCAAAAAUACCUUUUACAGGACCUCCAGGAAAAAUUAGGGACUACCUAAGUUUAGGGUGGCCAAGUCCAGAUGAGUGUCAGCGCAUACGCAGGGUGGAGCUGACCACAGUAGCUAGCACAUGGCUGGCUGUAUCAGCGAAAAACAUUGAUAUCACUGAACACAUAGACUUUGGUACUCCACUUCAGGAACCAGCAGUGGAGCCAGUCUGUAACAGCAACCUGCCUGCCACAAUGCACACUUUGGAUCACUUGUAUGGUGUUGCUAACCGUGGAGGAAUUCACUACACUGGAGAAAGCCAACUUCGAGAGGUAUUGCAGAAUCUAGGAAAGGAUAAAUUUUCUCCUCAAUCGUUUGAGCAAGUGGGAACACGAAUUGCAAAAGUUUUGGAAAAAAAUCAGACAUCUUGGGUUCUGUCAAGUAUGGCGGCUCUGUACUGGAGAGUAAAAGGACAGGGGAAGAAGGCCAUUGACUGUCUGAGACAAGCCCUGAACUACGCUCCUUACCAAAUGAAGGAUGUCCCUUUGAUCAGCUUGGCAAAUAUUUUUCAUAAUGCAAAACUGUGGGAGGAUGCCAUCAUUGUGGCCAGUAUGGCAGUGGAAAUUGCCCCUCACUUUGUGGUAAAUCACUUCACACUCGCUAAUGUCUACGUUGCUAUGGAGGACUACGAAAAGGCUAUGCGGUGGUACGAGUCAACCCUAAAACUGCAGCCAGAGUUUGCCCCUGCAAAGGAUCGCUUGCGGACAAUUCAGUGCCACUUGUUAACCAAAAAGGAGAGGCGAGCCACAUAGGGGGGGGGAGGGUUAUACUUGACCUCGGGCUGGGGGGGGGAGAUGGGGUCUUCAGUCUGAAAAUGAUGGUGGUCUUUAUGGAUGUUUUCAACAGCCUUUCUUAAUAUCUUCAACCCAGAAACACAAUUCAUGGACUCGUUUUGUGAUUUUUACUAACUUUUUUUUGAAGGCGGGUAUGUUUGGAGGCUGGUAUGAUGAUUGUCUUUACAGCAAGCCGUGGGUGUUUUCUUACAAUGAUCUUAAUAGUCUGUUUUAUUCAACACUUGUUCAUUUGCACUGCAGAAUAGUUUAUUCAGGGAUCAUUCCUUAAGGUUUUUAAAUUGACAGAUUGCCGUCCUUUCUGCUACACCAGUACACAUUAUUUAUCGCACCCCCCCACCCCUUCCCAUCAUUGAAAUCUUCCCCAAAGGGCACAGGUUUGGCUAAAAAUGAGUGCAUUUGUGUUUUUGUAUUCAAGGGGUCGCCUCAAGGGUAGUCUGACAAAAGAAAAUGUUUAAAAUAGGAAAGGUUAAGACGUUUUGAUUUCAUUCUUCACAUUUGCCCCAUUGCGCCCAUAGGAUGCCGUUUAUAUAAUUUUUUUUUUAUCCCCUUUGGAAUUCCAGGAGUGUUACCUUUGUCACUUUAAUCUUGAUACAGUGGCAAACGUUCAUAAACGACUGAAAGGCAACUGACAGACAGCGUGAAUUGUACCUGUUUAUAAACUGUAAACCAAGAAGAUCCAUUUUAAAAUACAAUUAAAAGAAACAUAAACUGGGUUAAGGAAAAAAGUUCAUAUGUUUAUGCUGUCAGCAUGUUUAAUCUCAAUGCUAAGUUAACAACAAUAAAAAAAUGAAAAAAA
Messenger RNA from Polypterus senegalus (gray bichir), 4409 nucleotides. It is a transcript of the gene ttc17, whose product is annotated as tetratricopeptide repeat domain 17. Lineage: Eukaryota; Metazoa; Chordata; Cladistia; Polypteriformes; Polypteridae. Gene Ontology annotation, biological process: actin filament polymerization; cilium organization. Gene Ontology annotation, molecular function: protein binding. The transcript has 25 exons. The coding region runs from base 17 to 3571 and encodes 1184 amino acids. Gene Ontology annotation, cellular component: actin cytoskeleton; cytoplasm. The record is from RefSeq and is a predicted model, not a curated record.